UGAUCCAAAAUCACAGAAUCAUCAGCUUUUUCUUCAUCAUUAUCUUUUUUUUUUAAAGCAAAAUGUUAGCUAUUCCUAUAUCAUAUCAUUGCAUCCUGCUACAUAGAAUUUUUAAUCUGUUCCUUUUCAAAUUCCGAAUAGAGACCGGCUCUUAAAACGACACCAAACAGACCAAUCAGACUUUGCCACAUGAGAGCACUUAUCAAUGCACCUGCAUUUCUCACAGAGGUUUUCCACUGCUGUGAGAUUUCACCAUGUGGCUCUCACUGCUGGUCCUCGUGGCUCUCUGUGCCACGGGAAAAACCGAGGAAAACACGACGCAGGGUCCAGCGGCAGAAGAAAAACUUAUUAUUGCCAAAGGAAAACUGAUUGCUCCCAGUGUGGUGGGAUGAUCCAUAAAGAAGUUGCCCGAGCUCUACAAGUUCCUCAUGGAGCACUGGGCACUGUAUCAUAAUCUGGAGUACGACUCAGGAGAAAACAAGAACCCACGUCUUAUCUUCUACAACGACAAGGAUGAGGAGGUAAAGGUUGUUCCGCUGAAGAAGAUGAAGGCUGAUGAGAUCUGUGAUCUUCUGGACUCUCUGGGUUUCUACAAGAGGGCACAGAAAGGCGAGGAUGUCCCUGAAGAAUUUAAGAACUUCCCUUUCAAGGCACCGCGAGACGAACUCUGACCCCUGGUGGCCAAGAGCUGCAACUGCAUCAAGUGAAAUGAUGACGCCUAGGACCUCAAGGCCUCACGACUGGGUCAGGUUCUGGGCUGAGAUAGCUUCAGCUUGGUGCAGCAGCUGUUUGCAACUAAUCGUGUAAACAUGAUGAAUUUCUUAAUAAAUGGUUUUGAAACCUUU
Molecule: messenger RNA, 845 nt
Organism: Hemibagrus wyckioides
Lineage: Eukaryota; Metazoa; Chordata; Actinopteri; Siluriformes; Bagridae
Gene: selenoe
Product: selenoprotein e
Exons: 4
Source: RefSeq, a predicted model, not a curated record